GCCAAUAAACGGUAGAGAGAAUUGUUUGAGUUGCAGGAACAGCAGGUGGUUCAGGAUGGUAGGAACCCUGGGAACCUGGUGGAGUGAGGAGGUAAAAGGUAAGAUAAGAAGUGAAGCUUUACAGGUAAACAAAGAACAGGUUUCCUAGAGUUUGUGUUCCUUGCUAAGGCGUUCAAAAUUAUCUUGGAGGUAUUGGAGAAAUUUAAAAGAACUCUCUUUUUUUCCCCUUUGCAAAUAACCAUAUGGCUAUGGCCCUGCCCGAGAGUAGCAAUAGCUUUCAUUUAUUAGGUUGCAGCCUUGGGUCAGUUUUCUGUGGUGGGCAUUUCACAGAGACUGUAUGAUCUCUGUUAAGCAGAUAUUACAUCUAUUUUAUGAAUGAGGAUUAUACAGGUGAAGUGAUGUUGCCCAGGCCAUAUGACUAAUAAGUGGGGGGAUCUCUCAGAGUCUGGCUCUUUUCAGGACACCAAGCUUAUUCUCAGUCAUGAUUUAUUCCAAUAAGUAGUGGCAUAAAUUACAUAAGCUGUGCUUUUCUGUUUUGGAGAUCCUGAAGAACCAAUAAUAUGUGAGAAACUAUAUUUCUAAAUAGGACUUUUGUAACCAGGUUUUACAUUUGUGUAAUGGGAGAAAGAUGCUUUUUGCCCCCUCUCCCCUUUCCUGGCUUCCCAAGUCAAGGAAGUAAACAAAAUCAUAUUUAUAAGUUUUGGAAGACUUGAAAAUGUGAUAUAAAUGAUAUAAAAAUAAAGUUCAGGUAUUAUUUUGGGAAUGAGUAAAUCAAAAAAAUAAUUUUGGAUUUGAAAAUCUCUUUUUUUUAUUCUCGAGUAUUCUAUAAUCCAACUCGAAUGAGAGCAUUUAGGUAACUGUAAAGGCAGCUAUUUUUCUUUUGUUUCUCAUGCAGGCUCAUGGAGUGGAUGGGUUUCCUGUGAGAAAAAUGUACUUCAAAUGAACUAGUGUAGUUUCCAAUUCAUAGUUUGAUGUUAAUUUCCAGAUCUGUUAAAGACUUAGAAUUCUUUUAAAAUUGUAAGUGACCUCACAGCAAGACUAUUAACCAGUGCCAUUGGCAUUGAUUUGUUUUUCAGUUUUUAACAUUGAAUAAUUAUUUUAAUUGUUGGGUUCUCCUUUAUCAGAUAGCACUACUACAUUUGUCCUGGAUUCAAGUUUAACUAUUUCCCACAGUUUUAUUUUUAUACCUUGUCCAACUGCACCCUGGUCAUGUUCCAGACCACGUAUCUUGAUAUUUGCUUUGCUCUUUUCCCAGAGACUACCUGGAACUUAUCCUCCCUGAUGCCAGCUCAGUGAAUUUAAUCUGCUUUUUAUUCGUUAAAAGUUGUUUUGAAUGGUGGGCAUUCCUUCUUUGCUGGUCUUGCCACUGGCUUUAUGUGUCCUUGAGCAGCCAGGAAUUACUUUCCAAGUGACUUUGCGAACGCUGUUUUAUGGGUGCUGUUGGUAAGGGAGCAUGAGGGGAAAACAACAUCUGUGGGAAGCAGCCACUCCUCAUGCAUUUCAUGUUCCAGUGACAGUGAUUGCUGGUGGAUUAAGGUUAAUGAUAUGGAUUACAUAGAGAAGGCCCCUUCUAGUUAUGUCUGUGUUGUUUGCUGAAUACUUGGCAGAAUGAAAAAUAAAAUGCAUCUAGAUUUAGGUAGAAAAAUGGCUUCAAAUAAGAGUGUUUUUAUGUCAGUAUUUUUGAGAAAAUUGAAACUGGAGGGGGGUAAGGACAUUGUACAGAAUUUGACUGUUGAGUGAAGAACACAAGGGCCAUCCCAGCCCUGAAUAUAUGAUAUUCAGGGAUAACACCACCCUCUUCCAUAUUCUUCAGAAUCAGAGCCUGGACACUGCGAUGUUUGACUUUGCAUUCAGGACAUUGUUCAGAGGGCCUGGGUAGGUAAAAUUUGGCCCAUGCCUUAUAUUUUACCCAGGCAACAUGUAGCUUAUCAAAAUAGAUCCUGUUAAAUUUUUAAGUACCUCUGAAAGUUGUAGGGAUGAUUAUAAACUGACAUUGCCAAUGAAGAGGAAGCAUGGUGCCUUGAACCAAGAACACAGAGAUGAAAACAAUAAAGAGAACUACCCCGACGCAGGGGCUCUGGUAGAGGAGCACGCACAGCCCUCUUGGGAGCUGCAGCAGCAGCAUGUAGAGCAGACCGUGCUGGUGGACGGCGUAUUGCGACCCAGCAUGGGCAACUUCAAGUCCCGGAAGCCCAAGUCCAUCUUCAAAGCAGAGAGUGGGAAGAGCCACGGAGAAAGUCAGGAGACAGAGCAUGUGGUAUCCAGUCAGUCAGAGUGUCAGGGGAGAGCAGGAACGCCAGCUCAUGAGAGUCCACAAAACAAUGCCUUCAGGUGCCAAGAAGCAGUGCGACUUCAACCAAGAAUAGACCAGAGGACUGCCAUUUGGCCAAAGGAGGCUUUUGAAACUCAGCAGGACUUAAACGAGGAAGAAGCUGCUCAGGUGCAUGGAGUCAAGGACCCAGCCCCAGCAUCGACCCAGAGUGUGCCUGCUGAUGGGGUGGAUUCUGCAGACCCCUCACCAGUCCAUAAAGAUGGGCAGAAUGAGGCCGACAGUGCACCAGAAGACCUCCAGUCUGUGGGGACCAGCAGGCUGCUCUAUCACAUCACUGAUGGUGACAACCCACUGCUGUCACCACGAUGCUCCAUCUUCAGCCAAAGCCAGAGAUUCAAUUUAGAUCCCGAGUCAGCCCCAUCUCCACCCAGCACUCAGCAGUUUAUGAUGCCUCGGAGUUCUUCACGCUGCAGCUGUGGAGAUGGCAAGGAGCCACAGACCAUCACCCAGCUCACCAAGCACAUCCAGAGCCUCAAGCGGAAAAUUCGGAAAUUUGAAGAAAAAUUUGAACAAGAAAAGAAAUAUCGGCCUUCACAUGGUGACAAGACAUCUAAUCCUGAAGUCCUGAAAUGGAUGAAUGAUUUGGCUAAAGGUCGUAAACAGCUCAAAGAACUAAAGCUAAAGCUGUCAGAAGAACAGGGGAGUGCUCCUAAAGGUCCACGUAGAAACCUGUCCCGUGAGCAACCCACAGUCCUCAGAGAAAAUGGGAAGCCGGAAGCUGCGGGCCCAGAGCCAAGCUCCUCUGGAGAAGAGACUCCAGAUGCUGCCUUGACAUGCCUGAAGGAGAAAAGAGAGCAACUUCCUCCCCAAGAGGAUUCUAAGGCAACUAAGCAAGACAAGAACCUCAUAAAGCCGCUUUAUGACCGGUACAGAAUUAUCAAACAAAUCUUGUCAACGCCUUCCCUUAUUCCAACAAUUCAGGAGGAAGAGGACUCUGAUGAAGACCAUCCACAGGGAAGCCAACAACUUUCUUUGCCGGAUCCAGCAUCUCACCUUCCUGUUGGUGAACACCUCAUCUACCCUAAUGAGACUGAGCCUGUUAGGGCCCUUCUACCGGAUGAAAAGAAAGAAGUAAAACCACCAGCUCUCUCCAUGUCUAAUUUACAUGAGGCUACCAUGCCUGUACUUCUUGACCAUCUCCGAGAAACCAGGGCUGACAAGAAGAGACUGCGGAAAGCCUUAAGAGAAUUUGAAGAACAGUUUUUUAAACAAACAGGAAGAAGUCCACAAAAGGAAGACAGGAUACCAAUGGCAGAUGAGUAUUAUGAAUAUAAGCACAUAAAAGCCAAACUGAGACUAUUAGAGGUCCUCAUCAGCAAGCAAGAUGUGGCCAAAACCAUUUGAGGUUCAGGAAAUGUUAUGAUCACUUUCACCCAUGAUAUAAAGUCAAGUUUAUUUUCCUCUGCCACCCUUGCUAAGUAGUUCUGACACAAUGAUAAUGGAAGCACUUUAGUGGUAGUAUUAGCUGUUUUUAAGAAGGAAUAGCAAGUUUAAUUACAUACAAGGAGAAGGGAUUUAAAUGGAAGGAAGGAUACAACAGGUAGCCAUAUAAUUGGGAAACAAUUCAGUGUCCUCCAUGCCAAGCAGAAAACUCACAGUCAAUAUAAGCAUUUUAAAAAACUUCUAAUAGUUCAUCAAAUCUAAAUAACAUAGCUGGGACACUUGUUAGGGGAAGUUUUAGUAUCCAAAGAUUGUUCAUGAUGUAUGGAAAAGAGCAUGAUUUUUAAAAAUCAAUAAGAGGAAGAAAACAAAUUCUACUUCUCAAGUAGGAAAGAAUACAGCUAGCAAGAAAGUAAUUUAUUUGAAACUUCUGAUGGAUUUUGAGUGAUAAAACAUUUACUAUCUUGUCCCUUAAGUCUGUGAGGCUCUCAGUACCCUAAAACAAACUAGAUUGUGUCACUUCUAUUUUUUUUAUUUCUCUAUAAAAAUAACAUAUUAUUUUAUCUGUUAUUUGAAAUUUUACAUUUCUGGUUACCAAAGUUCAUUCUGAUAGCAUGUACUUUGUGAAUUAUCUUCUUUGUCUAUAACUGACAGAUGUUUAUAUUAAAAUAAAAUAUUGUAUUAAAAUUUAAAAUAGGUAUUUUGGAUAGAUAUGUGUCUGCAGUAUAUAAUCUAAUGUGACCAUAGUAUUACUGCUAAUCCUUUUGUUUACUAUAAGAUUAUAUAUAACUAUUUUUUCAUUGGGAGUAUACAUUUUUCUUAAUGUUGCAAGGCAUAUACUUUGUAAAGUCAAAAAAUUUCUCAUGAGCUGAAGUUAUUCUUCCUUCUGUACAAAAUGAAAGAUUUGGAAACUGUUUGCCCUGACACCUUGGAAAAGAAGCCAGAAUAUUUAUUUGCUUCAUCAAUUUUAGUGCAUAUCAUUUUGUGUUAUUUUAUAUUAAGGCCUGUUUAUUAUUUUCAUUUUUGUAAAAGGAAGUAAAAGGGCAACAUUUUCUCUCAUGUACCAACCUUGUUUGUAUUUCUUUUUUCUGUAAUGUUUAAGUAUGAUGUUGAAGAAAUUCACAUUUUCUUAUAGUUUGAAUGGGAAGACUAUUGACUAUUUCAGAAACAGACUAUUUCAGAGGCUUAUUGUUUUCUCUGUAUUUACCUAAUAUUUUAUAACUUUAUGAAUCAGAAUAAUGUCCUUCAUAAAUUUGUUUAAUUGAAGUCAUCUACUUGUAACAGGACAGAUACACAACUAUUUGAGGUUUACAAAUUACAUCUUUGAUAAGGGAAAUGGUUUCAUGACAUGUAUACAAUUGCUAUUAAAAUGUAACUCUAUAUAUUCUAUAUGAUUGUAAAUAUUUUAUACAACAAUACAAAUAAAAUAUUUUUCUAUUAUA
This is a messenger RNA of Cebus imitator (Panamanian white-faced capuchin), 5154 nucleotides long. It is a transcript of the gene FAM13C, whose product is annotated as family with sequence similarity 13 member C. The transcript is spliced from 13 exons. NCBI's taxonomy places the organism in Eukaryota, Metazoa, Chordata, Mammalia, Primates, Cebidae. The record is from RefSeq and is a predicted model, not a curated record. The coding region runs from base 2000 to 3676 and encodes 558 amino acids.